CGGAUAUCUGGGAUUUUAAAGCGAUUCAAAGUUAUGCAAAUUAUUCAAAAUAAGUUUCGUGCAAUUAUAAUUAAAGAUCAUUAAUAUGCAUAUUGCCGUUCAUUGUUUCGUAACCCGAUCAGAGGAUUGACUGCAAUUAUUUAGCCAUUGGCAUGUUUUCGCUCAUUUCAAUGGGGAAAUCCUCUCGUAGCUUAUUCACAAAAAUAAAUUUUGCAUCAUCGGAUAUAGCUUUGUGAACAUAGCUACUAUCAGCUAUGUCGGCGUUUACAAUGACGUGUGUCGCAUUAUGCGUAUUUUCAUCACUGGUCCUCGGUGCUCAAAGUGACCGUGCACACGGCGCUUUGGCUCAUCGUGGUCAUCGAGGACAUGACCACCACGGACAUCGUCACCACGGACACCACAGAGAACAUGGUCAUUUAGGACACCACAGACACGAGUCUCACGACCAUGGCGUUCACAGACAUCAUGGAUCUCAUAGACACGGUCUUCACAGGCACGUCGCUCACAGACAUGGUGUGCAUGGACAUGGUGCUCACGGGCAUAAUAUUUACGGCGAUGGUGCUCACGGACAUAAUAUUCACGGCCAUGGUGCUAACGGACAUAGUGUUCACGAGCAUGGUGCUCACGUAAACGGCGCUCGUGUUCAUGGUGCUCACGGACACAGAAUCCACGGUCAUGCUGCUCACGGACAUAAUAUUCACGGACAUAGUGCUCACAGACAUAAUGUUUAUGGGCAUGGUGCUCAAGCACACGGCGCUCAUGGACACGAUGCUCAUGGACAUGGCGUUCACGGACAUGGUGCUCACGUUAAUGAACAUCAUCAUGGACACCACGAGAUCUCCCACAUUGAUUUCGGAGACGGUCACCCACAUGUCAACCAUGGCCCGAAUGGGGCUGUCAUCAAAUCUCCAGAAGGACUUAUACUUGGAGAUAAUGGUGGUUAUGUCGAUGCCCAAACUGGCCUCAUCGACAUGAUCAUGAUGCCCAUCUCGAACACGAACACCAUACUCAUCGACAUGGCCAUGGACAUGAUGCUCACGGUCAUGGUGCCCAUAUUCAGGGCCAUCAUGGGCACCAAGCCAAUGGGCACGGUCAUCAUGGUCACGGACACGAUGUUGACCAUCACGACAUUCAUGGGCAUACCAAUCAUGCACAAGGCCAUCACAGACACAGCACUCACGUCCACAGCGUCCAUGGGCAUGACAUUCAUGGUCAUGGAGCCCAAGGACACGGCCUUCACGGACACGGCGCCAAUGGACACGUCGCUCAUGGGCACGACCUCCUUGGACAUGGCGCUCAAGGACACGGCGUCCAUGAACACGCUGCUCACAGACACGGAGCCCAUGGACAUGGCGCUCAUGAACAUGGCGGUCACGGACACGGCGUUCAUGAAUAUGGCGCUCAUGGACACGGCGCCGACGGCGUUCACGGACACAGCGCUCAGAGACACGGACACGGGGCGCAUGGACACGGUGCUCACGAACACGGCCAUCACGAACACGGCGCUCACGGACACGGCGCUCAUGGACAUGGUGCUCACGAACACGGCCAUCACGAACACGGCGCUCACGGACACGGCGCUCAUGGACAUGGCGCUCACGGACACGGCCUCCAAGUGUACGGCGCUCACCGACACGGCUCUCAUGGACACGAUGCUCAUGGACAUGGAACUCAUGGACACCGUUCACACGGACACGGGGCUCAUGGACAUGGUACUCAUGGACACGGAGCUCACGGACACGGCCCUCACGGACAUGCUACUCACGGACAUGGGACUCACGGACACGGUGCCCAUGGACAUGGCGCUAACGGACACGGUGCCCAUGGACAUAACGCUCACGAACACGGCCAUUUUGCUAUUGCUAGUCAUCAUGGUCGAUAUUAACACAAGUUUGUGA
Molecule: messenger RNA, 1898 nt
Organism: Owenia fusiformis
Lineage: Eukaryota; Metazoa; Annelida; Polychaeta; Sabellida; Oweniidae
Source: the annotation of a GenBank genome assembly